Messenger RNA from Frieseomelitta varia, 4423 nucleotides. RefSeq names its product zinc transporter foi-like. Gene Ontology annotation, cellular component: membrane. Gene Ontology annotation, molecular function: zinc ion transmembrane transporter activity. The record is from RefSeq and is a predicted model, not a curated record. The transcript has 13 exons. Gene Ontology annotation, biological process: zinc ion import across plasma membrane; intracellular zinc ion homeostasis. Lineage: Eukaryota; Metazoa; Arthropoda; Insecta; Hymenoptera; Apidae. The coding region runs from base 750 to 3017 and encodes 755 amino acids.
CUGGAAAAUGGAGUUGCGAUAGUGCUGCCUCUAGCUAGUGAUUGCGUAAUGUUGAAGGAUUUUUCGGGACUUGUCGGUCCUGUCGAGAUUUGCCAGUCUGCUAUGUUCAGAGUAUACUUGUUGCACGCGGUGAAGUGUUGGAUCGGUGGUUGGCCGAAGAGGGAAGAAAGGGGACAGAGACAAGAGUAGCGAAAGAUUCUUCUUACGUUAACGUGGGACUUCGCGAGCUUUCCGCAAGCUAGUGAGCGCGUCUCGAUCAAUUAGCAUAUGCCACUUCCUAGCGGGAAUUUUGUUUCACUGAUUGAAUAAAGUAAGAGGCCGCCUGUCUAACCUAUAUUCUAAAUUCUGUCAUGGAUCCUAAAUGCGGGGUAGGGUAAGGAGGGCUGUAUCCAUGAAUCUCCUCCUCUUUUUGACAGCUAAAAAUACAGUUUUUGAAGGAACGACCAUAACAUCGUAUACCUUGACUAUUUCGGACACAAUACAUCACGCACGCAUCUUGAUUCGUUCACGUAUUUUUGCCUCAUAAAAUGCGCGCUUUUUCAUUUCUCGUUGUAUCAUGUGUUUCUGUACGAGUUGCGAUUAAUUAUAUUUGUAUUGAUAACUACUUCCCAUUUGAUGUAAUAUUCUAUUGCCUAUCCUCUGAUGUAAUGAGUUUUUGAGUAGACCAUAAUGCUGAGUAACAAAUAGUUUGAACGUACUUUAAUAUUAUUUCAUUAUUACAUGAUAAAAUAUGAUAAAGGAUAUACAACAUGUCACUUGUCACAGUUUGUGUAGUUUGUGUUUUAUGUGCUGCACAUACUCCAUGUUCAGCACACACUGAAUUCUCAACAACAGGACAGACGACUUAUAAUUCAGUUAACUCUGAGAAGCAGCUAGGACCUCAUGAACAAUUACAACCAUCUUGGUUAUUAAUAAAAUCUAAAGAAACACAGCAAAAGGAUGUGAGAAAAUUAAAUUUAAAUAAUUUUGCUUACAAUAAUGGUGCUGUUAAAUUUUCUAAUGUAUUGGAUACAAAUAGCAGAAGCAAAACUACUUCAUUGGUACCAAAUGAAAUCUAUACUAAACACGAAAAUCCAGGAAAUGUAAAGGUUAAUGAAAAUAUUGAAAAUAGCGAUAAUCCAAUGGCAAAGAAAGAUCCUGAAACUUUGAAGGAUAUAGAAAUAUUAGAAAGGCUAGGCCAAAUUGAAAUCAUGUACAAUAGUGAAUUAAAUGCAGCACAAUUUAACAAAGAUCAAAAUCCUCUUAACAGGAUUAGAACAAAAAGAAAUGUAGAUAUUAUAGAUGAAAAAUAUUUCAUGAAAAAGAUUUUUGAAGCUUAUGGAGAUGGUACAAGCAUAACCAUGGAAGGUUUUGAAAAAUUGUUAAAAAAAUUAGGACUAUUAAGAUUAUUGACAGAUGCAUCAAAUUUAGAAAAUCAUAAUAUUAUUACUAGUCAGAAUAAAAAUCCACUGGACAAGUCAAAGAAUUUACAAAAUAAUGGCCUACCAGAAUAUGAAAAUGCAGUUAAAAAAGAAAGGUGCUUAAGUAGUAAAGAAUUAUUAAGUACUGUUGCAAGCGAUAUGCCAUAUGUUGCUAAUAAUAAUUCAACAUUACCAAGUUGGCUUUUUGAACGCGUGUGUCCAGCUCUUGUUUAUCAACUAGCAGGUGAAUCAAGUUCAGAGAGAAAUGGAUGUAUUCGUGUACCCGAGAAUUAUAAACUAAUAAAAAUUAAUAAAUAUGGAGAAGACAUCACUCGCAAUAUGGUUCAAGUGUGGGCCUAUUCAACAAUCAGUAUUCUAAUAAUCAGUCUCUGUGGUUUACUUGGGGUAGCUGUUAUACCUUUCAUGGGUAAAAUUUAUUAUCAUCAGUUAUUACAAUUUUUAGUUGCUCUUGCUGUAGGAACAUUAUGUGGUGAUGCUCUCAUUCAUCUUUUACCACAUGCAAUGAUGUCACAUCAUACUCAUGAACAUAUUCAUAAUGAUCAUGUUGAAGUAGAUUUUAAAGAAGAACAUAAUAUGAAUAUGUGGAAAGGGCUUAUUGCAAUGAUGGGUCUUGCUUUAUUUUUUUUCACGGAGAAAGCUUUAACGAUGUUAGCAGAAUGGAGAAAACUUCGACAACGUCGUAACAAACUUCCGUCACGUGUUCGAGUUAUGAGAGAAACUGAUGGACCAAACAGUAAUGUUGUUGGAGAAAAACUUUGCAAACACAAAUAUUCAUCAUAUCCAUAUUGUUAUGGAGAAAUUAGCACAGAUCAAGAUAAUCAUCAUAAUCGCCAACAUAAUAAUCAUGAAAAGCCUCCUGUGAUUGAAGAGGAAAAACCAUUAACAUCAAACUGCAAUUCAGUUUCAAAAAUUAUGACAAAUGAUGUGGAGAAGAAACCAAGCGAAGAUUGGAGAUUAGACGAUUCAAUUGUAAAUACUAAGAAAAAUGCGGAUGGUGCAGAUAUACCUUUAAAUGAAUCAGAAAGUUAUACUGUUAUUAUACGCGAACAUGAAAUGAAACAUCACGGUCAUACUCAUUCACAUGGUCAUGUUCAUUCUGCGCCUGAAUCUAUGUCUAGUGUUGCUUGGAUGGUAGUAAUGGGUGAUGGUUUGCAUAACUUUACAGAUGGUAUGGCUAUAGGCGCCGCCUUUUCGGCAAAUAUAGCAGGUGGUUUCUCCACGGCAAUAGCUGUAUUUUGCCACGAAUUACCUCAUGAAAUAGGAGAUUUUGCAGUUUUGUUAAAAGCCGGUAUGAGUGCUAAACAGGCUGUUUUCUAUAAUUUGUUAUCUUCCGUACUUUGUUUGUUCGGUAUGAUAUUUGGUGUAUUAUUAGGGAGCACUCCUGCUAUAAGUAGUUGGAUGUUUGCAGCUGCUGCAGGAAUGUUUAUAUAUAUAGCAUUAGUAGAUAUGAUUCCAGAAUUAUCUUCAAGUCACUCUGUGGAGCGUAGCUCUCAAUGGCAGUGUAUUUUACAAGCGUUAGGGCUAUUAUGUGGCCUUGGAAUAAUGUUAAUUAUAGCGCUCUAUGAACACGAUCUGAAAAAUAUAUUCAGCGAUUAAAUUUGCAAAGACUGACAACUUUUUUGAACGAUGGUAAGCUUGCAGUACUUCCUAGAUCUAUAUUUACAGUCAACAAUUAAGUCAAUAAAACUUUGACUGUGCAUUCUUACCGAAACAAUAUUUACUGUUACUAUGACAUAAACAAUUUACUUUUUCUUCUUCUUACAUUUAGCAUAAGAUUUCUUAUCGAUAACAACAUAGUUUGUUGUUAAAUACUUAAGAAGGUACUAUAAUGGAAUAAAUGCUAAAUGUUUUACAAUACUAAGAAUAUUCCGUGCACAAGAAAAAAUGAGCUAAACAACUUGAAGAAAGUUAGAUAAUUCAAAUGCAACGACAAUAUUUGAAGUAUACUUAUUAAAAAUUAUAUUUGAGAUAUUGCGUUCUUUGAAAAUAAUAAAAACAGUCAGAAUUCAGGCAUAAAAUUUCAGCGUUUUGCAAUUUACUUGAUAGAUUAUUAUAAAAAUAGAUAAUUGUAGUCAAUUUUUACUGGAUAGUUUUUGAUAUUUUAUUACUAAAAAUCACAUCAACUGUGAAAAUGCCAUGCAGUUCUUUCUUCUAAGUUUAUUAAUAGUAAAUGAUACUUGGAUUACAUUAUUGUAAAAAAAUGAGAAAUGUAAUAUUAAAGUUGAUAUAAAAAGAAAUUGUGUACAAAAACUGAGUAGCUAUUAUUUUAUUGACACAUUUAUUUUAAUUAAAAUAUUUUUAGUUUGAUUUACCUGACUCUCUACAAAUAUGAUUGUUUUGAUUUUAUAUUUAGAUAACAAAUCAGUAUGAAUGUGUAUUGUCUGUUAUGACAAUUGUGCGUUGAAUAAUUAAAAUCUAAAUUAUCUUUUUAGUUAUUAGACGCCUGGCAUUUACAUGAUAUGUAUGUGUUUUAUAAUUAUCAAUGUAUCAAUGUCUAAGUUUAAUUGUGAUAUAUUUAAUAUUCUUUAUUUUGAUAUAAUAAUUCAGAUAAAUACUGCUUCAGAUAAAUACUUUGUAAUUGAAUCAAUGUUAUACAUAAUUCUACCAUAAAUGUAUUACUAUAAAAGUUAACAAAGUGCUCCAUAUGCUUUAUGAUAAUUUUAAGUUGGAAUAGAUAUAUAUUAGUUGAAUAAUAAGAUAAAAAAAAGCAGUGUUAUCAAAUUAUUUACGAAAUGAUAGAAAAUUAGAUACUUAUUGAUCAUAAAUGCAUUUUAAACUAUUAUAAAAAUAUUUGUUCUUUGGUGCUUAUUUCUUUCAAGUUGUUUUAUUACAAUUAUUUUUCAUUUGCACAAAGUUUUAAAAGUUAUACCACAAAGAGAGUGCAUAUAUUUAAAUUCUUGUUUCAAUAACUAACAAAUAAUAUGGUGAUUACUGAUAAUGUCACAGCAUAUUCUAGUUUUAUGUAACUAUAAUUAAGCUUGUGCACAAAGUAAAUUCUUCAA